UUAAUACUGAUCUUGAUAGUACUAAUGGCUCUCAUACUAGAGAUAAUUCACUUUCUUCAACCAACCAUCAAAGACCAGUAUUAAGAGUACAAAUUCCAACGGAUGCUAAAAGUAAUAAUAAUGAUUCGGCCAAAACCAUUACCGCAAUUGAAAGUAAUAUUGAUCCCAGAAAUAAGAAAUAUAAUCCAACAAAUAACUCGAAUAAUAAAAAUAAAAUGAAACCUGACAUUGACCAAAACUCAAAUUCUGAUUCUCAACCAAAUUCUUCUUCAAGUAUUAAUCAAAAUAAUUCAAAUAAUUCAAAUAAUUCAAAUAGUAUUGGUGGUAACGUUCCAACCAUAAAUACUCCCAAAUAUUCAAGUUUUAAUACUUUUAGAAGUCCCGAUUCAAGAAAACCAAUCACUCAAUUACCUUUACCAAUUCAUAAUAAAUCCAGAACCUCAAGUCCUUCAAGUGCUACUGCUCCUCCAUUACCAAUAAGUGGAGGAAUGACUUCUUUUUUCAAUUCUUUACCCCAGCCCUCUCCUUCAACUCAAUAUGGUCCUUCCGGUUCAAUGUUACCCACCCCAGUACUAAAUCAAGUUUUCAAUCAACAAUAUAAUCAAUCCCAUCAUAAUAAUGAUCAAGACGGUCAUCAACAACAAAACUCAAAAUUAAGACCUCCCUAUUACAAUGGGGUCAUCAACCCUGAUCAACAACAAAAUCAAAAUCAAAAUCAAAACCAAAAUCAAAAUCAACAAAAUCAACAACAACAUCAACAACAUCAACAAACCCCAGGCCCGGUCAGUGGCCCAGUGUCCGGUUUACCCUCUCGUUAUGUGAACGAUAUGUUUCCUUCCCCUUCAAACUUCUAUGCUCCUCAAGAAUGGCCCAGUGGAGUUGGAAUGACUCCAAUUCACGCUAAUGUCCCCCAAUACUUUAUGAACAUGCUACCUUCGGCUGGUCCAGUCCCCCCAAAUGGCGCAAGACUACAGCAAGUGCCUGAACAAGCCCAGCAAUCACAACAAAAUCAACAAAACCAAAACAUACCGCCUAAUCAACAAGGUAUGGGUUCUCCUUUACAAUACAUGGGGCCCUUUAACACUUCAAUGGGUGGCCAAGGUAAUAACUACAACAACUCCAACAACCCCAAUACGAAUGGCAAUGAUAAACGGUUCAAUAAGUAAUCUGAAAUAGAAUAAGAACACUUGAAGUUAAAAAAAUCGAAAAAAAAAACAAAAAAAAAAGAAUAUAUAUAUAUAUAUUUACAUAAUACACCUUUACAAGGUACUAGUUAGAGUAUUUGUAUAAUUACGCUUGAGUAUAAAGACAUUCAAUUCAAUCGCC
Molecule: messenger RNA, 1326 nt
Organism: Hyphopichia burtonii NRRL Y-1933
Lineage: Eukaryota; Fungi; Ascomycota; Pichiomycetes; Serinales; Debaryomycetaceae
Gene: RLM1
Product: Rlm1p
Exons: 1
Coding region: 489-1166 (225 amino acids)
Source: RefSeq, a predicted model, not a curated record